AGCCGAGAACCGAAGGAAACCUUGGAGGAACGCCUCCGAACGGCCCUGACUCUGAGCCCAGAGGAGCCCGGGUGACGCAGUGGACCACGCUUUGGACUGCUAGCUGCCAACGUUGCCCAGUCACCCCCGCUGGGCGAGAGAAAGAUGAGGCUGGCUGCUUCCGUACAGGUUGGCGGUCUCAGACACCCUGUGGGUUAGUUCUCUGCCCAACAGGACGGGUGAUAAGCCGGAAUCGACUGGACGGCAGGGGGCAGGGUUCUGGGACCCUGGGCAAAGAGGUGUCACUUGAAAUAAGGAAGAGGAAUAACAGCAAAUGAGCCUUGGUGGCACAUUGCUGAAACCCUUCACUAGCCUAAAGGUUGGCAGUUGGCACCUGGGAGAAAGAGCUGCUGCUGUCACCAGGAGUUAGAACCUGGCCUGGAAGGCACCUGGCUUGUUCCAUGCCGAGCGCAGGUCUAAAGAGCUGUCUGUUGUUCUUAGAUGCCCUGCAGUCAUUUGUGACUCAGGAGGACCCUGUGUGCAAUAGCACAGAACACUGCCCUCACCAGCGGCCCUGUGUUUGAGCCCACUGCUGCAGCCACCGUGCAGUCCAUCCAACCGAGGGACUUCCGCUCGCUUGCAGACCCGCUCCUUGACCUAGCAAAGUGCUUCGUACCCAUGAGUUCAUGUACUCCUAAAACAACCCUAUACUGUGCUCAUCUGUCAGACAGCAGAUUUCCCCCAAGGAAAAGGUAUGACGUGCCAAGCUCGGAGCUCCUACCUGGUGGACGAGGUGCUAUGGGGCCACCGCUUCACAUCAGUGCUGACCCUGGAGGACGGCUUCUACGAGGUGGACUAUGCCAGCUUCCACCAGACCUUUGAGGUGCCCACGCCCUCAUGUAGCGCCAGGGAGCUGGCGGAGGCUGCAGCCCGCCUGGACGCCCAUCUCUACUGGUCCAUCCCUAGCCGGCUGGAUGAGAAGGUGGAGGAGGAGGGUGGCUCAGGGGAGGGGUCGGGUGGGGGGGGUGCAGGGGCUGACAAGGAGCAAAACGGCUGCCUGCCACCCCCCGAGAGUGAGUCCAAGAUGUGAGCAGCUUCCUGUAGCCCCCUGCAGCAGACUAGGCCAGGACACAGGUACCUGGGGAGCUGGAUACCUGGGGAAGUGGAGGAGGAGGCAGGCAAGGUCCCUCGCGAAGCCUCUCUGAUUGUGAACAUGGGAGCCAAUGUAGAGGGAAGGGUCGUGAUUCCAAGUGGAUGGCUGGGAUGGGUGAACAUGUGCACGUAACUGGACAGGCAGACAGAAGGUGGCUGGACAGGAAGGGGGUGGCAGACAGAGCCAGGUGAUUGGAAUGCACUCAGGGCUGCCGCUAGCCCCUAGCGAGCCUUUAUGCAAAUCCCCAAAGGCAUCCCUCCCACACACACACAGAAGCUGUCCCAAACUGGAGGCAUGGCUGGGCUGGAUUUCAGUCUUAUGCACCUCCUGGGCCUGUUCUCCUGAGCGUGGCUCACCCCCUGCUGGACACUAUAGCCCCAGGUGAA
Messenger RNA from Echinops telfairi (small Madagascar hedgehog), 1518 nucleotides. It is a transcript of the gene KCNJ9, whose product is annotated as potassium inwardly rectifying channel subfamily J member 9. The record is from RefSeq and is a predicted model, not a curated record. Gene Ontology annotation, biological process: potassium ion import across plasma membrane; regulation of monoatomic ion transmembrane transport. Gene Ontology annotation, molecular function: G-protein activated inward rectifier potassium channel activity. The transcript is spliced from 2 exons. Lineage: Eukaryota; Metazoa; Chordata; Mammalia; Afrosoricida; Tenrecidae. Gene Ontology annotation, cellular component: plasma membrane. Bases 734 to 1069 code for a protein of 111 amino acids.